AAGGGAACCAACGGCUUUCAGAGGACAGAGAGGGGGAGACAAGCGAGACGGCGAGGAGAAGUUGGGACGACAUCAUGCAACAAGUGAAAACUUACCUUUGGGAUCCAGAGAAGAGAGAAUUUUUGGGUCGCUCAGGCCAGAGUUGGGGCCAUGCUGCUUCAUCUCAUGCAAUUUCCCUGGGGCCUGUUUGGGGGUCUCAUAAAGGGAGAGAGCAGACUGCUACUAUUUUGCUCAAGGACUCUCGAGGUUGCUGAAUUCCCCUUCAUCUAGGUCUGAUUUUAUUCUUUUACUUUAUUUUAUAUGUGUUUCUGGCUGGAAUGUUCACACUUUGUAUGUACACAAUGAUGCUUACUAUCAGCCCUUACCUACCUACUUACAGAGAUCGAGUCACUCCUCCCGGAGUUAUGAUUAGACCCUACACACACAGCUUCAUCUUUAACUUCAAUGCAUCAGAACGCAGUUCGUGGUCAUCUUAUGUGGACAGCUUACAUCACUUUCUAGAAGCAUAUAAUGACAGCCUUCAGGAAGAAAAGAACAUAAAUUGCCUUCGAGGAGCGUACUUUUUCCAGGAUGGAAAAGAUGAUGAAGAAAAGAAAGCCUGCUGGUUUAAACGCUCCUUUCUGGGGAACUGCUCCGGCAUCGAGGACCCGACCUUCGGGUAUUCCACCGGCCAACCCUGCAUCCUGCUGAAGAUGAACCGGAUCAUAGGCUUCCUACCUGGCUCUGGAGGACCUGUGAAUGUUGACUGCCAAGUUCAGAAAGGCAACCGGAGUGACCUCAAGGCUGUGGACUUCUAUCCAGAGAACGGCACAUUUGAUCUCAUGUACUACCCUUAUUACGGCAAGCUUACCCACGUAAACUACACCUCCCCCUUGGUGGCUAUGCACUUCACUGAAGUGAAGAAGAACCAGCCCGUGGCUUUACAGUGCCUCUUAAUAGGCAACGGCAUCGUGAAUAAUGUUAACAACGACCGCUUCGUGGGCCGAGUUCUCUUCACCCUGAACAUUGGAGGGUAAUCACGUCUUGGAUACCCUGUGGCUCGGUUCCACUCCGUCACAAUCAGUAACCACCAAAUUCCUUUCCCCCUGUUGAUUAGGAGAAUCUCCGAACACAGGAACGGUUAAAAUUUGGAGAACAGGCACUUGGAUUUCUCUGUACUUGAAAAGUCAAAUAUCACUGUUGGAUUGUAUGGAUAGGCUCUACCCUUGUGAAAAAAUUCAGAGAAUUCUGUUUUUUCAUCUACUUGAUAAAAGUAGCCCUCUGUUUAUAGCCACAGGGUAGUAUAAUUCCAAAAGAGAAGCAGCAGAAUUUCUAUUUAGACUCUUUCCUUUGAAUUCUAAGUAUUUUCAGAUGGUCCCUUCAGAAAUUGACUAUUGUGCUCUCCCAGUUCAGUAGAAAGCAAAUAAUGUGAAAGGCGGUUAAUUGGCCAGCCAGUUCUGAGCUGAGGUAGGACCCCAUACUAAGAAAUAAUUAGGUAUAUGUCUGAGAAACAAAUUUCAGCUAGCUGAACCAAAUGGGAUUUAGUUACCUGAACAAGUCUCAGUCCCAGUUAGUUUUGAUAACUAGCUUUCUAUCCAGGCUGUUGAAUUUCUCCCAUCCAUCUGAGACUAUUUAAUGCCAAAUGCAGAGAUUAAAAAUCUCCACGCAAACGCACAGGUUCCACAUAUCCGGCAAAUUCCUCCUGCUCCAAAAAGUACCUGGCCUCCAAAUUCUUGUGACUAACCCACUUCGCCUUGGCCUUGUGACAGGUGAGAGGGAAGUUAUCAGGUCCAGUUCAAUGUCUGCCUCCCCCUCUAGGCUUUAAGUUUGUUGUGGGCAGGAAACGUGUCUACCAAUUUUGUUACAGUGCACUCUCCCAAGCGCUUAGUACAGUGUUCUGCAAACGUAAGCACUUGAGAAAUAUGGUUAACCAGCUUCUCAGACAGUUGCCUCAGUUGGCUGAGAGGGAGCUGAGUGGCCGAUAUUGAUAACAAGCCCUUUGGAUGAAUUUCAGUGAUGUUUCCUCUCCUAACAUGUAAAUUCCAAGGUAAAAUACCCCUUUUUUCUUCCAUAGAUUUCUGAGCCUCUGGCAGAACAUCGUUUUCUCUUCCACAUAUUGAUAAGAUACACAGCCCGGAGAUGACCUCACAGCUUUAGGGCCCAGAAAAGAGCCAAAUCCCACUCUAGAGAUGUCCUAUCCUCCUACCCCACACAUCCCCCCUACCCCAUGUGGCUGUGGCAGGGCAAGAAAGUUCAGCCAAUUCUCAGCUACUCGAGGACAGAUUAGCAAAUUUCAGGGUGGUCCUUUCUCAAUCUGUUGGCUUGUUUGUAAUUCUUGGUAGCCCCUUGUAAACAAGAGGAAAUAGGUAGGGAAUAAAGGAAAAACUGCACUCAAGCAGUUUCAUCUUCUGUUCAUUCUAGUUAGAAGUUGACAAACUAGUAAGUGAAGUAAUAUUUUGGGUUAUCUGUGGAUUUCAAAUGUCCAGGUUGUUUUAACCUCCAUUACCACAAGUAACUGAGAUUUGGCUGUAGUCAUAAGGAGGACUGGAAGUGGCAAAUUCCAUGAUUCUUAAGAUUUCCCACCUUUAAAGUGAGGAGGGCUGUGCAAGUACAAUUCCAUCUAUGUGCAUUUUCUGGUCCCCAGUUCAGCUCACCAGAAAGCAUUUUUUUAAGUAGUGUGCCCACAUCUACAAAGACUGUGAUUUGUCAAAUCUCUUCCAGAAUAUGCCACAAUCUGAUAAGACAACUCUGAUUCCCCUGGGGAGGGGGUAAUUUGGGUCACCUUUCCCCAGGGAUGUGAACCUCACCCAUGCAAAAUGCCUUUAAAUAAGUGGAACAGUGGUUCUAGACUGUAAGGCCGGUAUAGGCAGGGAUUGUCUCUAUUGCUGAAUUGUACUUUCCAAGCACUCAGCACAGUGCUCCGCACACAGUAAGUGCUCAAUACAUAUGAUUGAAUGGAUGAAUGAAUGUACGUGCAAAGCCACUGGAAAGUGAAUUUAACAUGCAGGCCUGAGGUGGUUUCCCCCCGCCAUUUAUGAUUUAUCCUUGCACAGUACAUUCCCAAUACCCUAGAUUGCCAGCUACUAUCCAAUAGGUAUUCCAUUAUUGUCAAUCAUAUUUAUGGAUCUCUUACUGUGCUCCCCACUAAACACUUGGGAGAGUACAACAUAGCACAUUCUUUGCCCACGAGUUUCAAGUCUAGAGGGGGAGACAGACAUUAAUAUAGAAAAAUAAAGAUUUGUACAUAAGUGCUAUCAAGGAGAUAUUUAGUCCCCAGGUACCUUGGUUCAAAUAUAUCCUGUCAUUGUGGCCAGACAGGUAUUGGAUGGUACUUCUGGCCCCCAGAUAUUGUUCCUUAUGAAACCUGAUUUUUUAUAUAGGGGAUUUGACCCUAAUAAAUCUAAAUGAAAAUAAAAUGCAUGGCAUUUCUGUAACAUG
Molecule: messenger RNA, 3417 nt
Organism: Ornithorhynchus anatinus (platypus)
Lineage: Eukaryota; Metazoa; Chordata; Mammalia; Monotremata; Ornithorhynchidae
Gene: ATP1B4
Product: ATPase Na+/K+ transporting family member beta 4
Exons: 8
Coding region: 318-1016 (232 amino acids)
Biological process (GO): potassium ion transport; regulation of DNA-templated transcription; sodium ion transport
Cellular component (GO): sodium:potassium-exchanging ATPase complex; nuclear inner membrane
Source: RefSeq, a predicted model, not a curated record